UAGUUGCCAUUAAAAAGUGAAAUUACUGAACCUAAAUAAAGGAGCUUUAUAGCAUGAAAAAAAGACGGAUGAAGUUUUUGUUUUUUGCAUCUGAAGUCUUGGCCUACCAAUAUUAAACUGUACUGCAGUUAUGCUGUUUUGUGCGAGACAUAGCCUCGCCCAUGUGACCAGAGCUUCCUUCGCGCGCACGCGCCGCGGGCGUUGUCCUGACAACGAGUCUCGAGAGCAGCUGAUGCUCAUUACUGUCAGUCAGCGUCUUUCCGCGUAGUGUCUGCUCCAUAAAAUACGGUUUGGUUGAUUUCCUCACUGAAAUUAUCGUUCAUAUAGGUUCAUAUUUAUGAACUAUCACAAUUAAAACACAAAGACAUGACAGCAUUACUCGUGGUGACGACGGUCAUUAACAAGUGGAAUGGAAGAGAAGCGUUUUCUGGAAGAAAAGUAGUUCAUUGCGCGAGGCCUUGUCAAGUCAUUCAGCUUAGAGAAAUGCAUGUUAUUGGGCAAAUUGUGUGUAGACUGUCAAUGGAGUGACAGAAAGAUUUCAUCAAAAAUAUCUUCAGUUGUGUUCCCCGUGUCUUGCGGGGUUGGAAUGACAUGAGGGGAUCUGGCUGUAAAGCAGAGAGCAGGAGACAGACUCUAGCAGCUGUGGCACUACAGGACCAUAUCAUACGAAACACUCCUAUUCAAAACAUUCCCCAUAACCUCCCCGUAUCAGACACUUCAUGUCAUGCUGGUUGUGGAGCUUCACACGUUAGUAGGAGGCACAAAGACCACAACACAAGGCAGAGAGUCAGAUAUCCUGAGCGAACACCAGGACAAGACUCAGAGAGAGAGUAUGUGCUGGAUCAUGCCCCUCCACCUCUGACUCUUGCGCAGAGGAUGGGUCUGGUGCCAGCUCCUUCAAGAAGACUAACAGCAGAGGAGUGGGCAGAGGUCAAAACCAGGUCCAUCCAGGAGGGAGACUCAACCCAACCCUGUGUGAUAUGCAGGGAGGAGUUUCGUCUGCAACCACAGGUCCUGCUAUCCUGUUCCCAUGUAUUUCACAAAGUGUGUCUGAAGUCUUUUGAGAAGUUCUCAGGCAGGAAGAGCUGCCCGAUGUGCAGGAAGGAGCAGUAUGAGACAAGGGUGAUCUAUGAUGGUGCUCGGCUCUAUCGAGAAAAGUGUGCUCUCAGAAUACAGGCUUUCUGGCGUGGCUACCAUGUUCGCAAAUGGUACAGCAACAUAAGGAAGCACGUGCCUCCGAAAGACCAACAAUUAAGACGAAGAUUCUUUGAAAAUAAGUUUCAGGAGAUGAACGACAGCUUGGUGCAGUCAUGCAGCACAGACGUGGAAGCGUUCCUAAACGAUAUCGAUCGAUCGGUGGCCAUGAGCCACGACAUCCUGCGCUGCUUCGACAACAAGUACACGAGUGUUUCUGUAAUGGAGGAUAAAGACUGGCUGGAAGCUCAAGAGAAGGCUGUCCAGCGAGGCGUUCAGGACUGCCCCAUUUGCCUGAACCGCUUGAGCUCACACAACGGCUCAUCGAAGGAAGACAGAAACGUCCUAUUAUUGUCCUGUUCCCAUCUCUUCCACAAACCAUGUCUGCAGGCCUUUGAGCUUUUCUGCCAGGAGGAUUUCCAGCUUGAUAAAACCCUUUUAGGUUUUUCGUCCAUUCCUAAAAGGAGGGAAAAGACUGCUGGAGUGGUUCGUUUGCUCCUCAAAGCAAAGGAUUGGUUUGCACAGCCUCGGGGGACACACUGGCAGAUCAGCAGCAAUUAGUUCAGUGUUACACCGUUACUGGCGUGCAAUAAAAACACAAUCUUUCAUCUUUUCACCGACAUGGG
Molecule: messenger RNA, 1820 nt
Organism: Pimephales promelas (fathead minnow)
Lineage: Eukaryota; Metazoa; Chordata; Actinopteri; Cypriniformes; Leuciscidae
Gene: rnf32
Product: ring finger protein 32
Molecular function (GO): protein binding
Source: RefSeq, a predicted model, not a curated record